Molecule: messenger RNA, 696 nt
Organism: Cadophora gregata
Lineage: Eukaryota; Fungi; Ascomycota; Leotiomycetes; Helotiales; Ploettnerulaceae
Exons: 1
Coding region: 1-696 (231 amino acids)
Biological process (GO): NADPH regeneration
Cellular component (GO): cytoplasm
Molecular function (GO): oxidoreductase activity
Source: RefSeq, a predicted model, not a curated record
AUGGCAGGUUUCUCCCGACGUUUUGACGCCAGCUACCAGAACGCCAAGGCCAAAAUUGUCGCCGACACCAUCGGCGAGCCAUUCAUCAUACGCUCACAGACAUGCGAUCUGGUCGAUGACACCGGCUUCUUUGUGCGUUAUGCAGCCAGAAAUGGAGGCAUGUUUGUGGACUGCUGCAUCCACGACAUCGACUUGUCACUCUACUAUUUCGGUGAUGUGAAGCCGAAGGCUGUUUGGGCAGUGGGCACUAUUUCCCAUCAUCCUGAGUUGAAAGCCCUGGAUGAUGUUGAUAAUGGCGUUGGUGUUGUGGAGUAUUACGGUGGUAAGAUAGCGUACUUUUAUUGUUCUAGGACAAUGGCGCAUGGGCAUGAUGUUUGUACGGAGGUUGUUGGUACCAAAGGGAAGGUGAUGGUUAAUUUGGUGCCGAGACUGAAUAACGUGACAAUUGCCGGCCAAGGGGGGAUUGGACAUGAGGUGCAGCCCGAGUAUUGGGAACGGUUUGAGGAAGCGUUCGCGACGGAGGCAAAUGAGUUCAUUGCUUCUAUCGUGGAAAACACCCCAGUGCCGUUGAAGUUAGAGCUCGGUUUGAUGAGUCUGAAGAUUGGGUGGGCCUUACAGGAGGCGUUGUUAACUGGCGAGAGGAUUCGGUUUGAUGAACAGGGAAAUCAAUUGGACGGAAAGGGGGCCAACCUUUGA